Molecule: messenger RNA, 714 nt
Organism: Hypoxylon trugodes
Lineage: Eukaryota; Fungi; Ascomycota; Sordariomycetes; Xylariales; Hypoxylaceae
Exons: 3
Coding region: 352-582 (76 amino acids)
Source: RefSeq, a predicted model, not a curated record
GCCUAUAUCGCGGGGCAACUCGGUACCUAGAGAAGCGCUAGGCAAGUAAUACACCUACUGCAGCUGGCAGAUAGUUAUCCUCAAUUGCUCGUUCUAAUUCGAUUAACUUCACGUCCGUUUACGUGGAUUAUGCGCAGAUUAUCUGGUUUAUUUCUCAUGGACCCUUUGCUUCUGCAUUGGUUCAACAAGAUACAGAACACUGCCAGCAUAUGGAGAUCGUAAUUUUAAUUCAUAUCCUCUUCUUCAAGGUGUAAAUAUCUAUAAAAUGUCCACAUCCUUUGCUGCUUUAAACCCAGGUUUCCGUCUAUCACGCAUUCUACUCAACAACACGACAAAAAUUCGGUAUCCGCAAUGACUAAUCGAGCAAUCUCAACUAUGAAGUUUACCGGCGCCUGUUCUUUUAUCUUAGCCUGCGCUACUCUCGUGGCUCAAGGAACUAUAGCACAAGACCCGUGCUACGUUUACGAUAGUCUGGCGAAUUGUGCAGACCCGAAUGGCUGCCCAGCGAUGGGGGGGUUGUGCAAGGAGGCCGAAGCUCCAGUUUGUUGCCAAGUCGAUAACUGUAGUUGCCCGGAGUCAUAGGAAUUGCUGAUCGGAAUCAAAAGCGCCGGCAAUAGCCUCCAGCCAACCACAAGAGCUACCUAGGUACCUUUAGAUGUUGACGACGUAGGGCUUAACAGAACCACUUCGUUUCUAAGAUUGCUUCCCUAAAUC